Messenger RNA from Cavia porcellus (domestic guinea pig), 898 nucleotides. It is a transcript of the gene Ndufb5, whose product is annotated as NADH:ubiquinone oxidoreductase subunit B5. The transcript has 5 exons. Bases 1 to 486 code for a protein of 161 amino acids. The record is from RefSeq and is a predicted model, not a curated record. NCBI's taxonomy places the organism in Eukaryota, Metazoa, Chordata, Mammalia, Rodentia, Caviidae.
AUGGCGGCUAUGAGUUUAUUGCAGCGCGCUUCGGUCACUGCGGUGACAGCUCUGUCUGGCCGCCGCCUUGGCACUCGACUCGGAUUCGGAGGCUUUCUCACCCGUGUCUUCCCGAAGACUGUUGGUGCGUGCUGGCCUUGGGAGAAAUCUACUUGCAUGAACUGUGUAAGACAGAGUAAUUUGGUAUUUCCAGCUCCUGUACGACACAGUGCAGACCAUGGGAAAAGACUGUUCGUGGUCAAACCUUCUUCAUUCUAUGACAGACGUUUUUUGAAAUUAUUGAAAUUCUACCUUUUGUUGACUGGAAUUCCAGUAGUAAUUGGCAUAACUCUGGUGAACGUAUUUAUUGGUGAAGCUGAAUUAGCAGAAAUUCCAGAAGGCUAUAUCCCAGAAUUUUGGGAGUAUUAUAAGGUUAAAGGAGCUGGAAGUUCGAAGACUUAUGCGCGAGAGAGGCGAUGGGCCCUGGUAUCAGUACCCAACCAGUGAUAAAGCACUUAUUGAUCAUUCUCCAAAAUCAACUCCUGACAACUAGUUUAUUGCUUCAGAUACAAAGUACGUUCCUCUUAAGUGGAAAUAAGUUGAUAAAUGUACCUGUCUUUUUGCUGUGUGAUGAAUAAAAGGAGCUUCUGCCAUGGCUUUGUUUCUCAGUGUUGGUUCAGAUGAAGGUUUUUGGUUCUGUGGUUUUUGGUUCUUUUAUUUUGUUAAAAAGUUUAAAAUGCAAUGAUAAAAACUGGAGAAAUUGUAAUUUUUGAUUUCCCUAAAUUUUGGUAGUAUUGACAGGUUUUUUUGGCAAAUGGAUGUUAAGAGAAGUCUUAACCGUAUUAACCCUUCAAUGUCUGCUGUUCCAUUUUUGGAACAUGCGUGACAGUGGAAUAUAAUAAAAUUCUUGCUCUUCAAA